This is a messenger RNA of Scomber scombrus (Atlantic mackerel), 1268 nucleotides long. Its product is annotated as cysteine-rich and transmembrane domain-containing protein 1-like. Lineage: Eukaryota; Metazoa; Chordata; Actinopteri; Scombriformes; Scombridae. Gene Ontology annotation, cellular component: extracellular exosome. The coding region runs from base 153 to 557 and encodes 134 amino acids. The transcript is spliced from 3 exons. The record is from RefSeq and is a predicted model, not a curated record.
CGGCAUCUGGACGAGAGGAAGGGGGUCGCUCAUUGCGGUAAAAUACUCAUAAACAGUGACGAUAGCGGGGGGGCUUCUGUCUAAACACAGAGUACUGCGGUUUGUGAAAGACCGGGAUAUUAUUUAUUUUAAGGUGACUGUCCAACACAGAGAUGAAUUUUGAGCAGCCCCCUCCAUACCCUGGUAAUGCCCCCACUGCUCCAGGCUACCCAGGCCAAGGCCCUCCUCCACAAGGCUACCCACAUCAGGGUUAUCCUCCACAAGGAUACCCCGUGAACAUGGAACAGCCUAAUCCAGCUUACCCUAACUAUGCUGCUGGACCAAUGGGCCCUGGAGGCCCUUAUCCUGGGCCAGGGCAGCCUCCUUAUCAGGGAUACCCUGGACAACCACAGUUUGGCUGGCAGGGCGGUCCCCCUCCUGGACCUAUGUAUGGGGAAGCUCCCAAAAACACAGUGUACGUGGUGGAGGACAGGAGACGAGACGAUACAGGAGACACAUGCCUGACAGCCUGCUGGACAGCUCUGUGUUGUUGCUGUCUCUGGGACAUGUUGACAUAACGCUAUUCCCACAACAACCCCCCCCAUCCCCCGCUCGCCCCCCAUUUGUGUGCCUCGAAACUCUACCACCCCUUCCCCCAUCUGCCUUAAACCUCGCACUCACUCCUCCAUUUCCCUCUACCAGUCUUUUGCUCGUCUAUAAAUAAAAGCCUCGAACCCUUAAGGAAGUCUCCUCCCAGAGCCCCUUUCUGUACCCUGAUAUGAAGCCCACAGCACUGACUGACUGACCCUGUCCAGGGGCUACUCUGUAGCAGCUUGUAACUAAGCUUCUAGACAUCGCUAACCCUGAAUCUCAGGCUCUUCACUCUUAUCCGACACGACACACGACACAGACAGUACACACACAGACAAGGUGGAUACACAGUAACACAUGCACAUAUACAGUAUACUUGGAUCUCAGGCUGACCUAGUGUGAGGCUCUUUGGCACUUUAUGAUGAUUACCUCUGUAAGAUACUACUCCUGCCUGCCCUUUUAACCAUCUCUAACCCUCCCUGUACCACAUUCUAAUGCUACUUCCCAUCCUGCAAGAACAACCCUGUAUCCUGGACCCCCAUAGCCCUAAAAGCCACCAAGACCCUGGCUGCUAAUGAGCCACAGGGUGCUCUUAAGAAGCUGAUGCUUGAAAUGUUUCCCUUUCAUUUGCACAGAAGCUGACGUAUGUCUUCAGGUGAAAUCACAUGACAAUAAAUGGAAUGCAUUUUUGAAGAUGA